GGCAGCAACCUGGGCCGCCUAUAAAGCCGCCGCGCCGCGGGGUUUGGAGCGCUGGCGGUGGCGGCAGGUGGCGCAGGAGGUCGCGGCGCGCCAUGGGGCUCCCGGCGCUGCUGGCCAGUGCGCUCUGCACCUUCGUGCUGCCGCUGCUGCUCUUCCUGGCUGCGAUCAAGCUCUGGGACCUGUACUGCGUGAGCGGCCGCGACCGCAGUUGUGCCCUCCCCUUGCCCCCUGGGACUAUGGGCUUCCCCUUCUUUGGGGAAACCUUGCAGAUGGUGCUGCAGCGGAGGAAGUUCCUGCAGAUGAAGCGCAGGAAAUACGGCUUCAUCUACAAGACGCAUCUGUUCGGGCGGCCCACGGUGCGGGUGAUGGGCGCGGACAAUGUACGGCGCAUCUUGCUCGGAGAGCACCGGUUGGUGUCGGUCCACUGGCCCGCGUCAGUGCGCACCAUUCUGGGAUCUGGCUGCCUCUCCAACCUGCACGAUUCCUCGCACAAGCAGCGCAAGAAGGUGAUUAUGCGGGCCUUCAGCCGCGAGGCACUCGAGUGCUACGUGCCGGUGAUCAUCGAGGAAGUGGGCAGCAGCCUGGAGCAGUGGCUGAGCUGUGGCGAGCGCGGCCUCCUGGUCUACCCCGAGGUGAAGCGCCUCAUGUUCCGCAUUGCCAUGCGCAUCCUACUGGGCUGCGAACCCCAGCUGGCGGGCGACAGGGACGCCGAGCAGCAGCUGGUGGAGGCCUUCGAGGAAAUGACCCGAAAUCUCUUCUCGCUGCCCAUCGACGUGCCCUUCAGCGGGCUGUACCGGGGCGUGAAGGCGCGGAACCUCAUUCACGCGCGCAUCGAGCAGAACAUUCGCGCCAAGAUCUGCGGACUGCGGGCAUCCGAGGCUAGCCCGGGCUGCAAAGACGCGCUGCAGCUGUUGAUCGAGCACUCUUGGGAGAGGGGAGAGCGGCUGGACAUGCAGGCACUAAAGCAAUCUUCAACAGAACUCCUCUUCGGAGGACACGAAACCACAGCCAGUGCAGCCACAUCUCUGAUUACUUACCUGGGGCUCUAUCCACAUGUUCUCCAGAAAGUUCGAGAAGAGCUGAAAAGUAAGGGUUUACUUUGCAAGAGCAAUCAAGACAACAAGUUGGACAUGGAAAUUUUGGAACAACUUAAAUACAUCGGGUGUGUUAUUAAGGAGACCCUACGACUGAAUCCUCCAGUUCCAGGAGGGUUUCGGGUUGCUCUGAAGACUUUUGAGUUAAAUGGAUACCAGAUUCCCAAGGGCUGGAAUGUUAUCUACAGUAUCUGUGAUACUCAUGAUGUGGCAGAGAUCUUUACCAACAAGGAAGAAUUUAAUCCUGACCGAUUCAUGCUGCCUCACCCAGAGGAUGCAUCCAGGUUCAGCUUUAUUCCCUUUGGAGGAGGGCUUAGGAGCUGUGUAGGCAAAGAAUUCGCAAAAAUUCUUCUCAAAAUAUUUACAGUGGAGCUGGCCAGGCAUUGUGACUGGCAGCUUCUAAAUGGACCUCCUACAAUGAAAACCAGUCCCACCGUGUAUCCUGUGGACAAUCUCCCUGCAAGAUUCAUCCAUUUCCAUGGGGAAAUCUAAUGAGCUUGAAUGCUCAAACCUCAGACUUACCGGAAGUGUACAUAUGAAUUUUUAUGGAGUGUCGUGUUGACUUUAUAUUUAAUUUCUAAAUGUAUAUUAUAAUAUUUAUGUGUUUUGACUAUACUACCCCAAUCUUUAAAUAUUAAAAUAAUGAAUUUGUAUCAUUUCCAAAUAAAGUAAAAUUUGA
Molecule: messenger RNA, 1773 nt
Organism: Sapajus apella (tufted capuchin)
Lineage: Eukaryota; Metazoa; Chordata; Mammalia; Primates; Cebidae
Product: cytochrome P450 26A1
Exons: 7
Coding region: 93-1586 (497 amino acids)
Biological process (GO): sterol metabolic process
Molecular function (GO): oxidoreductase activity, acting on paired donors, with incorporation or reduction of molecular oxygen; iron ion binding; heme binding
Source: RefSeq, a predicted model, not a curated record